UUCGUUUAUGUUAUAGUGUAUUAGAUUUGUUGUUAAAAAUAUUUGUGUAUUUAAAAUUCUUCGUAUUUUGCGAAACUUUCUUUCGGGAGUCAAAAUUGAAAGUAAAAAUGAGUUGCAGUAGGCGACGUCUACAGAUUGAUAAUUGGUUCCAGUGUGAUCCGAAGAAACCUUUACCGAAAACCACAUAUGAAGAAACAUUUGAUGGGAGAGAUAUUCGGAUAACAAAACAAGGGAUAGCGCCCCGAAAACUUAUUAACUUUCAGUCAUACACAAUGGAAGAUUUGAGUUUUGAUCCAAUGCCCAAUCAUCCAGUAGAAAAAUAUUCUUGGACAACGUUUUAUAGAAGAGACUUUGUGGUUCCUCCACAGUUAAAUAAUAAGAAAAAUAUAUACAUCAAAGAUAAAAACGAAGAUAAAAGAGAAGCUAAAGAAAUUCCCUUUUUAUGGAAUCGAAAAGUUCAUAAUGAUUUUGAAUGGAAUACGCAUAUUGAUUUUAAAUUUAUGGAUGACCAUUUAUUUGAUCUCUCAGCUGCUCGUAAAGAAAUUAAUAAAUACAGACAAUUAAGAAAUAGCGCUUUUAAAUUUGAAGAACUUUCUGGGGUUGAACCAUGUAAAAGAGUUGAUGCAAAAUAAAUCUGCACCGGGGCCUAUUUGAAGAACUAGAAUGACUUGUAAAUAUGUAGAAUUUUACUAUUGGUACUAUUGCUAUUUAUUCAAAUGAAUUGAAAAAAGUAAUUCUAGGUCCAUACAUUACAGAAUUUCAAAUUUUAAAAUUAUUAUGUAGAGUCAGUGUUAAAUUUUACGAAUGCUUCUGGAUAUUUCUAAUACUCUAAAUUGUGUAUACGUUUAAUAAAAAUAC
Messenger RNA from Teleopsis dalmanni, 858 nucleotides. RefSeq lists its product as uncharacterized. NCBI's taxonomy places the organism in Eukaryota, Metazoa, Arthropoda, Insecta, Diptera, Diopsidae. Bases 108 to 632 code for a protein of 174 amino acids. The record is from RefSeq and is a predicted model, not a curated record. The transcript is spliced from 3 exons.